CAGGACGCCUAAGCAGACUCCGCGCGCACGCGCUCUCGCACUCGCUCCCGUCCACACGCGUAUUUCUUCUUCCUGCGCGGAAGGUGAGGUGAGGCCGAUGUUUUGAGUGAACUUAUUGGCGUUUUAAAUUCUGCCUCCAACAGAUUCUGCGGAGGAUUUCUUUUGCAGCCUUCGUCUGAUCGCAGGAUUAUCCUCCAGGACAAAUGAUUGACUGCAACUAAUUCGGAAUGGGAGACCUUUGUACAAGGGAGAUAUCUUCUCUAGUGAUGGUUUAAUAUUUGGAGCAGGCGGGGUAAAGGAUGUGCAAUACUGGAGACUACGGUGACUCAAAGUGACUUGGUUUUCUCUGCAUGUCUAGCUUUGGGCACAGUUUAGUGAGUGAUAAUAUUGUGUGGAUCUAUUGUUUUGGAAUUAUCCUCUAUGUUCCGAUGAUGAGAGGUGUUCUGCCGUUACAACCGAUACAAAGGAUUAUCUGCAGAACCAGCUCCAAGCACAAGUCCACCUCCGUACCACGUGAUGUGACCCCAAGUGCACCAUGAACAGAACCUAUUUCUUUACGACCCUAUUAACAAGUGAACGUACAACAUAAUCAUGUAGCAAACGCCACGGUAAAAGAAAGUCUUUCUAAAGGUUUUAUCGUUGGAAUCUUCCUCCGAGAGGUAAAGAAAAACAGAAGCAUAGCAUGCCUUGAUCAUCAUCGUUUUCUCAGUGUGUGGCUUGAGGAGCGCCCGUCAUCUGCAUGUCUGUGUCUCGUGGUCGGAGAUCGAGACUAGCCGUUCCGAACUGAGAGGUACGGCACAUCGUGAUCUGCUCAGCUUUCAGUACUUGAAUGAGGGACUUUGGUACAAGGAUGUACUUGUGGCGGUAAAAUAUGUCUUGAAAACUCUCUCUUCUUUGAGAAAAGACUGCAGCGACCUGUUUUCUUGCUUCAAUUGAAAUAUCUCUGUAUAGCCUUGGUGGGUUGACCCCUUAGCCGCUUAGCGGGUCGCAACAAGUGUUUCCGAACGCUGCUCGUUGUGAGAAUUCUCGAAGAUUUUUCUUCCCAGUUCCAGCAGAACAAAAAAAAAAAACAAGUAGUGUGUUGGUGGGGUAUUCAUCUCAGCUUCAAGGAAGACACUGAGAAGAUUUCAUUGAGCGCUCCACUCUCGGGAAAGGCAGCCCGCGUCGUCGUGUCCACCGCUAAGGGUUCCAGUUCGCUGCCCAAUGCCUGGAUCAGCGCGUCCCCUCCGUCGCUUCAGGCGCCCAUGUUGGAUGCUGCUGCUGCUGCUGCUGUUGCCACAACGCUCCGUCUCUCACGGUUGCCCCGAGGUACCAUGCUGGGGAUAGUGGUUUCGCUGGUACUGGCCAGCCUCGUUCUUUGUGUAGCCUGCGACCUACCAUCAUCGUCGUCAUCCUCCUCCUCCUCCUCCACCUCGUCCUCCGCCUCCUCUCAUCACCUACAUCGUUCCCACACACACCCUCACACCCACCACACAGAUGUUUCUUCCCACACGGAGCAACAAGCCACGCCCCUUCCUGUUCCAGCGCCAAUCCCGCCUCCGGAGUAUAAGUCUUCCUCCCGCCCCCCGCCCGUCAAGCCUACAGUCAACAUCACCGCCGUGUUCGAAGAACGGGAUUUGGACGACUUUGUACCCAUAUUUGAACGCGCUCUUCAGAACAUUCGGAACGAAAGCAAAUCGUUUACGUGGGCAGGGCAUGCUCUCAGCGCAUCCCAUGAUAUGAAAACGAUGAUCACGAAAAUGUGUACUCACUUUCAAGGAGACAGGAGCCAUGCAAGGCUUCUCAUUGUGUUCGGUCGUGUUCAGACUGUGCAGACCGUCAAUCUUCUGUCGGAGGCUCUGGGGAUUCCUGUUCUUGGAUAUAUGCUGGACAAAGGAGAUGGAUAUGUUCAGGUAUGUGCUAGUGUGUGGAAAAUAUGUCAGGGAUGUAAUUGAAAAUGUUGUGUCUGUUGUUGCUGUUGCAGUAUUUUUGUUGUUGUUGUUGUUGUUGUUGUGUAUUCUAUAGUUUUCUCCGUUGAGAUGUGAACAUACCAGGUUCAUUGAAAGGUGAAUUGCGACCUAGAAAACCAAUUAAUGUGACAUUUAAUUCAUAUAAUUUCAAAUCUGAAUAUGGAAAGGGCAAUACAGUGCGUAGUGCUUUUAAAUGUGAAAAAUGUCAUUUCUGAUGUGAAUGGAGGUAGAAUAAAAUGUAAAACCACUUACUGCAAAAUAUAUAACAAAGCUGAACAGAGUUUUCACGCGUCACUUUGCAUAAACAAGGAGUAUGCUGCUGUCAGAAUUUCUUUCAGCGGAUGGCCGUUCUGACGUUUUGAUAGUUGUAGCAGUCAGUUAAGAACGAUUUCGCUG
Messenger RNA from Aplysia californica (California sea hare), 2345 nucleotides. RefSeq lists its product as uncharacterized. NCBI's taxonomy places the organism in Eukaryota, Metazoa, Mollusca, Gastropoda, Aplysiida, Aplysiidae. The transcript has 2 exons. The record is from RefSeq and is a predicted model, not a curated record. The coding region runs from base 1245 to 1934 and encodes 229 amino acids.